ACCGUAAUACGGUCAUACUACUGCUGUAAAAUGGCCGAUGUGGAUGUUUUUAUAAGUAAUUACACUCUCGUGGAUCCCGAGAUAUACCAACUAUGGAUCGAAGGCUUCUCCUCCAGCGAGGCGGUUUCCUACCUGAAGCAGAAAGGCUUUGGCCACUCAAUGGGUGCUCCCAGCGAUCUGAUAGCUUCCGACGUGCUGGACCACUACCGCACCUACUCCUUGAUUGAGCUUUACCUCAACGCACCCACCAAACUGAUGGAGCAGUCCUGCUUCCAGCUGGAGCCGCAUGUUCGCGAUCUAAUCACCGAGAAGUACUAUUCGAUCGACGAUGUGGUGGCACGGGAGAUUCUUGGCAAGAAGCUGUCCUCCCGCUAUCGCAAGGACCUGGACGAAGUGGCUGAGAAGACGUGCGUCAAGCUGAAAUCUGUUCGGCGACAGUUCGACAACGUAAAACGCAUAUUUAAGUCCGUGGAAGAGAUGCCUGGUACGCUGACAAACAACAUAAAGCAGCAUUUCAUAAUUUCGAACGACCUGGCCAAAAAGUAUGCCUGCAUUGUCUUCCUGGCCUGUCUGCGUUUUGAGACCACGAAAAAGAAGCUGCAAUAUCUGAGUUUCAGCGACCUGUUAACCUGCUCCCAUGCCAUUAUGAUCUACUGGACGUACACCUACCAGCACACGGGCCCCGAAUACUAUGACACUGAAAUGGACAAGGAGUUCCUUUUGGAUUUGCGAGAACUGCGUUGCCUCCUCGACAAGGAAAAGGAAAUUAAGCAUCUCGUCUGCCUGCGCCUGAAACCCGUGCUACUGGAACGUGCCUUUCAUGAACUGGAUGGCAACUUUCGCUCGUACUGGCGUGCUUUAAUUACAAUUGCCUGUAAUUUGCACCGCAAUCGUGAACUUCGCGAUCUAUUCGUGGAUCUCUGUGAGAAACUAAUCGAUCCUUGGCGGCAGAAUGGUUGGAAUCGAGAACAGGUGAACAAGUUUUUAGCCUCCAUAACGCAGAGCGUGUUAGAUCUGGAAAUAUCUAGGGACCAAGAAACUCGAUGUCUUUGGGAUCGUUAUAUGCAAGUUAUAACCAUAUGCUUGGAUAAAAUGUAUCACAUUUAGGAAAUAGUUCAUUUGUGUAUUUAUUAGUUGUGUUUGUUUGACGUUAAGUAUGUUAUUUAGCACUAAGGCAUAAAUGAUUUUGUGUAAAUAUCAAAUGUAGAAAAGGCAGUUUAAAAUAAAAUUC
Messenger RNA from Drosophila serrata, 1231 nucleotides. RefSeq names its product acidic fibroblast growth factor intracellular-binding protein (gene Fibp). NCBI's taxonomy places the organism in Eukaryota, Metazoa, Arthropoda, Insecta, Diptera, Drosophilidae. Gene Ontology annotation, cellular component: nucleus. The record is from RefSeq and is a predicted model, not a curated record.